Talpa occidentalis (Iberian mole) is the source of this 1080-nucleotide messenger RNA. It is a transcript of the gene CEBPZOS, whose product is annotated as CEBPZ opposite strand. The record is from RefSeq and is a predicted model, not a curated record. Bases 576 to 818 code for a protein of 80 amino acids. NCBI's taxonomy places the organism in Eukaryota, Metazoa, Chordata, Mammalia, Eulipotyphla, Talpidae. The transcript has 6 exons.
CUCGGGAGAGGGGCUGGCAGCGUGGACGGUAUUGGCUCCGUUUUACAGGAUAUGAACUUCUGCCCCAGCUGAGUGGCCAAAAAAGACGCCGUUCCUGGCCAGGCCAAACCCUUCUGGCCCUUUCCACACUGCUUCCGCUUCGCUUUUAUGAAGAGGCCUGGAGGCAUCAUCUUUCAAUCCAUUCUGACUCACGUUAGCCAGUCAGCACCAAGGUCCUGCCAGUCUAGCAUGAGGAGAGCCACCUGCUCCCUGCAGAACCUCGUGGAAUUUACUAGAAGUCCACCACCUAUUUCCCACCCGUUGGCCAAGUCAUAGGCCAUACCUGUUUUCCUCUAGAUUCCUCGUCCCCUGGGUUGUUCCUUACUUGCUUUAUAAGAAAUCCUACUCCACGAAAGGACUAUGGCACAUUUCCAGAGUAACUACAGGCUCACGACACAGUGUUUGAGGAGGUGCUGAGGCCUUACCUCGCAACAGCACUACAGGGUCAACAAAUAGCUGUAACAGUGACACAUUUCCUGAUUUUUGAGGCCCCUGAACUUCAAAAGAGAGUUUAAAGAAGAAAACAGAAACUCAGGAUGGCCCGCACUAUGGAACCACUGGCAAGGAAGAUCUUUAAAGGAGUUUUGGUAGCAGAACUUUUUGGUGUUUUUGGAGCAUAUUUUUUGUUUAAUAAGAUGAACACAAGCCAAGAUUUCAGGCAAACAAUGAGCAAAAAAUUUCCCUUCAUCUUGGAAGUUUACUACAAAUCCAUUGAGCAGUCAGGAAUGUAUGGACUCAGAGAGCAAGAUCAAGAAAAAUGGCUGAACAGCAAAAAUUAGGAAUUUCCCACUGUUCAAGGCUUACCUUAUUUCACAGUGUCAAGAUUAAAAUCCCAAAGUUGACCUGCAGAUUUGGAAUAUUUUAAGGCAAAUUCCAAUUAAGUCUAAUUCUUUGGGCUAACUGUACAAAUUGAUUGAAGGUAUGUUUGUUUUGCUGCUAAUGAAUUUAUGUUUUUAUUACUCAAAGUGUUUCAUCUUAAAAACUUAUUUGUAAUUCUGAAUAAACUUCUUGAAAUAGACAAAAUCGAUGAUUAUUUUAAAA